Molecule: messenger RNA, 1300 nt
Organism: Phragmites australis (common reed)
Lineage: Eukaryota; Viridiplantae; Streptophyta; Magnoliopsida; Poales; Poaceae
Product: sphinganine C4-monooxygenase 1-like
Exons: 3
Coding region: 332-1105 (257 amino acids)
Biological process (GO): lipid biosynthetic process
Molecular function (GO): oxidoreductase activity; iron ion binding
Source: RefSeq, a predicted model, not a curated record
CCCUCCAACCAACGUAACUGAAACCUGGACCGGACUGAAGGGGAGAAAAAGAAAAUCUCCACAGGCCAGUCGCCGGUCUCGCCGGCCUUCUCAGACCACCCCCAUUGCCCAGGCAGCUAUAAGUUCUCGCUGGGCAAGGCGGCCCCUCAUCCCAUCCCAUCCCAUCCCAUCCAUCUCGGAGCAGAGGCAAUCCAAGAAAAGUCCCUGUUCGAAGUUGGGAGUCAGUAGAGGAAUCGUCUGGAGUCUUCUUGUUUUGUGCUGGGUCCAGCUCCAGCGGUGGGAGCUCCUGACGUAAAGAUUUGAACUUUGAGGUGUUGGGGCUAGGCUGAGGAUGGCGUUUGCGGUCACUGACGAGCUGCUGGGCACCUUCGUGCCGAUAGCGGUGUACUGGCUGUACUCAGGGCUCUACAUCGUGCUGGAUGUGCUGGGGAUGGACGACUACCGGCUCCACCCCAAGGGGGAGGAGGCCAAGAACAUAGUGUCGAAUUGGACGGUCGUCAGGGGCGUCCUCGUCCAGCAGGCGUUCCAAAUCGCCGUCUCGCUGCUUCUCUUCACGGUCCUUGGUGAUGAAAGUGGGACUGUGAGGAAGCAACCACCUGCUCUUGUAAUAGCGUUGCAAUUUAUCAUUGCAAUGUUUGUUAUGGACACAUGGCAGUACUUCAUGCACAGAUACAUGCACGUGAACAACUUCUUGUACAAGCACGUCCACUCCAAGCAUCACACUCUUGUCGUCCCUUUCGCCUUUGGAGCUCUCUACAACCACCCCCUCGAGGGACUCAUUUUGGACACCAUCGGUGGUGCGCUCUCAUUCCUCAUCUCCGGCAUGACCCCAAGGACGGGCAUAUUCUUCUUCUCCCUCGCAACCAUCAAAACCGUCGAUGAUCACUGCGGUCUGUGGCUUCCUGGGAACAUCCUCCACGUCUUCUUCAGCAACAACAGCGCUUACCAUGACAUUCACCACCAACUCUACGGCAACAAGUACAACUUCUCGCAGCCCUUCUUUGUCAUGUGGGACAAGAUCCUUGGAACAUACAUGCCCUACACUCUUGAGACGCGCAAGGGAGGCGGGUUCGAGGCACGCCCGGUUAAGCUCAACCAAGCUUAGCAGUCCAAGACUGAUUACGCAGUGUUGUUCUCCUGUUGCCUACUACUUGCCCUGAUUUUUUUCCUAACUACAUUUGUGUUGUGGUAGUCUUUUUCCUGUCCAUAUAUUAAAAUCCUUUAGGCAGAUGCAGAUGCCAUCGUGUACCAAGAUAUAGCAAAUAAAGCAUCUCGUUAAAGAAAAUCCACUCAGUUUUUU